This is a messenger RNA of Hyaena hyaena (striped hyena), 1454 nucleotides long. RefSeq names its product ephrin A1 (gene EFNA1). The record is from RefSeq and is a predicted model, not a curated record. The transcript has 5 exons. Gene Ontology annotation, cellular component: plasma membrane. Gene Ontology annotation, molecular function: ephrin receptor binding. Gene Ontology annotation, biological process: axon guidance; ephrin receptor signaling pathway. The coding region runs from base 98 to 715 and encodes 205 amino acids. Lineage: Eukaryota; Metazoa; Chordata; Mammalia; Carnivora; Hyaenidae.
GCCAUACGCGGUGCGGACUGUGCCGACGAGAGAGCCUGCGGGAACCCGGACCCCGAGGAGCCCCUCGUCCUCGCCCGGCCUGGCCCGGCCCUGCGCUAUGGAGUCCCUCUGGGUCCCGCUCUUGGGCCUGUGCUGCAGUCUGGCCGCUGCUGACCGCCACACCGUCUUCUGGAACAGUUCAAACCCCAAGUUACAGACUGAGGACUACACAGUACACGUCCGGCUCAACGACUACCUGGACAUCAUCUGCCCACACUACGAGGACAACACUGUGGCCGCCGCCGCCAUGGAGCGCUACACCCUGUACCUGGUGGAGCGUGAGCAGUACCAGCUGUGCCAGCCUCAGCCCCAGGACCGGGUCCGCUGGCAGUGCAGCCAGCCAAGCGCCAGGCACGGCCCGGAGAAGCUGUCCGAAAAGUUCCUGCGCUUCACAGCCUUCCCCCUGGGCAAGGACUUCCAAGAGGGACACAGCUACUACUACAUCUCCAAACCCAUCCACCACCAGGAAGGCCCGUGCUUGAGGCUGAAGGUGACGGUCAGUGGCAAAAUCACUCACAGUCCUCAGGCCCACGCCAACCCACAGGAGAAGAGACUUCCAGCAGAUGACCCAGAGGUACGGGUCCUCCACAGCAUCGGGCACAGCACCGCCCCCCGCCCCUUCCCACUGGCCUGGGCCGUGCUGCUUCUGCCGCUCCUGCUGCUGCAGAUCCCAUGAGGGCGCGGGCCACACCCGGCCUACGGAUUUAGAACUGGGCUGCGCAGGCAGGGCAGGCACGGUAGCCUGGCCUGCGACCCCUGCCACAGCCCCAGGCCUCCUGGGGACCGUUCCCAGCACAUGCACAAGCUGCCACCCGGCAGCCUCAAAACGGGUAUUAAGAGUUUCAACCCAAAAGAGGUCGGCAAGCCUGGCAGGGCCAUCCCUGCCUCCACCUCGAGGGACGGACAGACGAGCGGGGACAGCCCUUCCCCCACCGCUUCUGCCCUGAAGCCAAAGAAACAAGCUGUGCCAGACGUGGCCUCCUAAGAAGGGCCCUGGGGGGGCCAAGGUGGAAGGAGCCUGGGGUCAUACAGGUGGACACUGAGCUUGGCAAGGAGAGCGAGGCAGGGUGCGCAGAGGCGCCGGCUGCGGGAAGAGCAGGAGGCAGCUUCGUGCCUGGCAGCCGGAGGGGGAGAGGCAGCGAGCUUGGGCUGACCCCACAUCUCCCCCAAGACUUCCGGAAGGCUUGGGAGCUGCCGCGGAGAGGGCCGCAGCCGGGCACUGUGGCCGCUCCCAUCUGAGGGCAGCACUCCGCAGAGCUGUGCCAGCAGGGGGGCUGUGCCAACCUGUGUCUAGAGUUUAGGUGUAGGGGCAGGGCCCACGUGGACAGGAUCUGUAUAUAAACUUGUGUGUCUGUGUCAAUUUCUACAACUGGACCUUUUUUAUACAAAAAAAUAAAACGACAUGUUUAUUUGGA